AUGGCUCCGUGGCUGCAGCUCUGCUCUGUCUUCUUCACUGUCAACGCCUGCCUCAACGGCUCGCAGCUGGCGGUGGCUGCGGGCGGCUCUGGGCGCGCGAGGGGCGCCGACACCUGCGGCUGGCGGGGAGUGGGACUAGCCAGCAGGAACAGCGGGCUGAACAACAUCUCCUUCAGAUAUGACAACUGUACCACCUACGUGAAUCCGGUGGGGAAGCACAUGAUCGCCGAUGCCCAGAACAUCACCAUCAGCCAGUACGCGUGCCAUGACCAAGUGGCAGUCACCAUUCUUUGGUCCCCAGGGACCGUUGGCAUUGAAUUCCUAAAAGGAUUUCGGGUAAUACUGGAGGAGCUGAAGUCAGAGGGAAGACAGUGCCAACAAUUGAUUUUAAAGGAUCCGAAGCAGCUCAACAGUAGCUUCAAAAGAACUGGAAUGGAAUCUCAACCUUUCCUGAAUAUGAAAUUUGAAAUGGAUUACUUUGUAAAGAUCGUCCCUUUUCCUUCCAUUAAAAACGAAAGCAGUUACCACCCAUUUUUCUUCAGAACCCGGGCCUGUGACCUACUGUUACAGCCAAACAACCUGGCCUGUAAGCCCUUCUGGAAGCCCCGCAGCUUAAACGUCACCCAGCACGGUGUGGACCUGCAGGUGUCUUUCGACCAUGCGCCGCACAGCUUUGGCUUUCGUUUCUUCUAUCUUCACUACAAACUCAAGCAUGAAGGACCCUUCAGGCGCAAGAUCUGUAAGCAGGAGCAGAAUGCAGAGACGACCUGCUGCCUCCUUCAAAAUGUUCCUCCAGGAGAUUAUAUAAUCGAGCUGGUAGAUGACAGUAACACAACGAGAAAGGUGAUGCAUUAUGCCUUAAAGCCAGUGCAUUCCCCGUGGGCCGGGCCCAUCAGAGCUGUGGCCAUCACUGUGCCGCUGGUUGUCACAUCAGCUUUUGCGACACUCUUCACUGUGAUGUGCCGCAAGAAGCAACAAGAAAAUAUAUAUUCACAUUUAGAUGAAGAAAAUUCUGAGUCCUCCACGUAUGCUGCUGUGGUCCCCAGAGAGAGGCUCCGGCCGCGGCCAAAGGUCUUCCUCUGCUAUUCCAGUAAAGAUGGCCAGAAUCACAUGAAUGUUGUCCAGUGUUUUGCCUACUUCCUCCAGGACUUCUGCGGCUGUGAGGUGGCCCUGGACCUGUGGGAAGACCGCAGUGUCUUCAGAGAAGGGCAGAGAGAAUGGGUCAUCCAGAAGAUCCACGAGUCCCAGUUCAUCAUUGUGGUGUGUUCCAAAGGCAUGAAGUAUUUUGUGGACAGGAAGAACUAUAAGCACAAAGGAGGCAGCCGAGGUUCAGGGAAAGGGGAGCUCUUCCUGGUGGCGGUGGCAGCCAUUGCUGAGAAGCUCCGCCAGGCCAAGCAGAGUUCGUCGGCCGCACUCAGCAAGUUCAUCACCGUCUACUUUGAUUAUUCCUGCGAGGGAGACGUCCCCUGCAUUUUGGACCUCAGCACCAAAUAUAAACUGAUGGACAACCUUCCGCAGCUCUGUUCCCACCUGCACUCGGGAGACCACAGUGUCCAGGAGCCUGGACAGCAUGCAGGACCCGGCAGCAGAAGGAACUACUUCCGGAGCAAGUCGGGCCGCUCCCUGUACGUUGCUAUAUGCAACAUGCACCAGUUUAUUGAUGAGGAACCUGAUUGGUUUGAAAAGCAGUUUGUACCCUUCCGUCCUCCUGCACUGCGCUACCGAGAGCCAGUCCUGGAGAAGUUUGACUCAGGCUUGGUUUUAAAUGAUGUCGUUGGCAAACUAGGGCCAGAGAAUGAUUUCUGCCUAAAGGCUGAGGCCACUAUUCUUGGGGCCACUGUGCCUGUGAACUCGUAUCCACAGCUAGAGAGUGCACACAGGGGCCUGGACCAGGAUGCUGAGGUCCAGGCACCCCACGAUGGGGUCUCGGUGCUGCAGCCCCUUCUGCUUGCAGUGAAAGCUACCAGCCCCUCGGACAUGCCGAGGGACUCUGGCAUCUAUGACUCCUCGGUGCCUUCCUCUGAGCUCUCUCUGCCUCUGAUGGAGGGGCUCUCGGCAGACCAAACAGAAACAUCAUCCCUGACGGAGAGCGUGUCCUCCUCCUCAGGCCUGGGUGAAGAGGAUCCUCCUGCCCUUCCCACCAAGCUCCUUGCCUCUGGGCUAUGCACAGCAGAAGUUGGUGGCCACCGCUAUGCUGAUGAACUCCACGUGGUCACCCCUUCGUAACAGGACAGAGGAGCCUAGGCCUCGCCACUUUAGCUGCCGCCUCUGGUUCUCCAGCUCGUCUCUGUGGUUGAGUCUCCUACUUGGAGCUGAGGAUAUUUGGAGUGGAAUUCUGGCCAGGACUUGGUCUCCCACCCCAGCCCUGUACCAGCUAUCUUGGCAAAGUCUCCAGUUUUCUAAGACCACAUGCGGAGCUUUGAUUGGCCUGUCUGAGCUUGCUAGGUUAGGCCAGUCCUUGCAUCCGAGCCUGUUCUGGUCAGGUGUGGCGGCGCACAUCUGUAAUCCCAACACCUGGGAGGUUGAGGCAGGAGGAUCACCUGAAUUUGAGG
Octodon degus (degu) is the source of this 2552-nucleotide messenger RNA. Its product is annotated as interleukin-17 receptor D. The record is from RefSeq and is a predicted model, not a curated record. Lineage: Eukaryota; Metazoa; Chordata; Mammalia; Rodentia; Octodontidae. Gene Ontology annotation, molecular function: interleukin-17 receptor activity. Bases 1 to 2226 code for a protein of 741 amino acids. The transcript has a single exon.